GCUAGCUGCAGCCGUGACUGUGACUGGCUUGGAUAUACUGACUCCGUUUAUUGCUCAAGGAAGACUGAAGAGUGAAAAUACCAUCACUUGGUUUCUCAAUGCAUCGGAGAAGAACGAUACCUCGAAGGAACCUUGUUUUAAUUCCAUGAGUCAAAAUGAAUUCAUAGAGAUUCUAUGGACAAGUUCCUUAGAUUUUCCAGGUUUCGUGAUAUUUAUUCUUCUCGUGGAUUACAUAGAUAGAAAGAAAUUAUUGUGUGCCUCAUUCCUCAUCGUUUCAUUGUUCGUUUUUCUUCUUUUGAUCCCGACGGAGAAUGUGACUGCGCAUGUCGGUUUCCUCUUUUGUGCCAAGACGUUGAUAGUCAGCCAAUUCGAAUUACUACUGUUAGCAGCAGCAGAGACUUAUCCCACCACAGAACGUGGAGUAGCCAUUGGAGUGGAAGUGGCGACUUUUAACGCGGGGUUUCUUGCCGGCUUCUACAUUAUACAGGUUCUUAGCCAGCUAGGCACGUAUUACAUAUACAGCCUCUUAGGGUGUCUUCCUUUCUCCUGUGCUGUAGCAGCAGUCUUAUUACCAUGGGAAACUCGAGGCAUGGAAUUGUUGGAUUUCUGCAAGAUAUAGCAACGUCUGGUACUGAUUUAACAGGCAAACACCCUACUGCGUUUGCUUCUAACUAGAAAUGAACUGAAGUUUAUUAUACAGACGACUGGGAAAGAAAAAUGAAAUUUAUAGAAGAAAAUGUACGCUCAAAGUUUAUAAACCUAAUAUCAUUUGAAUGACUACAUCCAAGACUUGAGAUGGCAUUUCUCGAACCAAGGAACUUUGUUGUUGCAAUUAAUAUAGCUUUAUUAUUCAUUAACUUUCUCUUCGACCUAUGGAAGGGUAUGAAAGAGAAAUUUUUUUAAUCUUUUCGAACUUUUAUCGGAAAGAUUACCGUUGGAUGAAUACUAUGUCAACAAGCUUCUUAUGCAGAGAAUUUCGUUUCUGAAAGUCUAAUGUAUAUUCUUUUUGUGUGUUAGUGGAAUAAAUGCUUAGUUUUAAAUGGCUGAAAUUUUACUGAAUUACGCUGUUUUGCAGUUAUUUUGAUAAUUGUUAUUUAUUAUUAUCAAAAUUAUUACCAUCCUUUCUCUUAGGGCUAUCUGUCUAAAAGGAGGGUUGUAUUCAUGGAGAGCUUUCUAAGAAAUGCCAUCAUAUUCAUAACCAUUCUUCAGAUAACCAUGUUCAUAGCAAUUCUUCAAUGAAGCAACGGCGCCAUUUUCAUGUGAAUUCUUUAUGCUGUAUUCCCGCUUCCAAGGCUUGUUAGAGACAAAUCGUGAUGUAUUGUGCCUUAAAUUUAAUCUUAAAAUGUACGCUUAAGGAAUUUGAUAGCAAUGGGCGAAACUGCAGUAAAAUUUCUCCAGGAAUACAGAAUUUUGCCUCAGUCUCUAAAGGGAAAAAUAGGCGAUGUCUUCAGUAGAUAGCCGGUGGUGCCGAGGUUUGCGUGAUGCCGAGUCUCUGCAAUUCUCUGAUGUUUUCUAAGAGAAAACAUAUCGCUGUGUACUCAAGAAAAGAAUAGCGUCAAAAAAUUACAGAAGGAUUUUAAGAAGAAUGUGACUACUUUAUUUUUAAUGGAUCACAUAAUCGUUAUUUAACGAUUAAAAUGUGUAUUUUAGAUUACUAAAGUAUAUUAGUUUUUCACAUGUUUAUGAUAUUUAACGAACAAUAAUACUGAAAAUUUGAGAAUAUUUUCAGAAAAAGUAGCGAAAACUACCAAUUUUCAUCGAAAAAGUAACUUUUACUUUUCCAUCUGCAAAAAAUUGCCAGAUUUCGCCAAGUGGCUGCGUUUAUAUUUAAGCACUCAAUUUUCUCCUGUCCCGCGACGCGUCUUCCUGGUGUAAGUAGAAGCACGUUUGGCUGGUUAUCCGAAGGUCAAGAUUUGAGUUGUCGGCUAGGGCAUAAGUAAUUUCACUCGAUAGUUUCGUUCUCAAACCCCUGUGGAAUAGCAUGUUGUCUG
This is a messenger RNA of Stegodyphus dumicola, 1991 nucleotides long. Its product is annotated as synaptic vesicle 2-related protein-like. Lineage: Eukaryota; Metazoa; Arthropoda; Arachnida; Araneae; Eresidae. Gene Ontology annotation, cellular component: membrane. The record is from RefSeq and is a predicted model, not a curated record. Gene Ontology annotation, molecular function: transmembrane transporter activity. Gene Ontology annotation, biological process: transmembrane transport.